Gossypium arboreum is the source of this 1526-nucleotide messenger RNA. RefSeq names its product transcription factor bHLH81-like. Gene Ontology annotation, molecular function: protein dimerization activity; RNA polymerase II cis-regulatory region sequence-specific DNA binding; DNA-binding transcription factor activity, RNA polymerase II-specific. The transcript has 5 exons. NCBI's taxonomy places the organism in Eukaryota, Viridiplantae, Streptophyta, Magnoliopsida, Malvales, Malvaceae. Gene Ontology annotation, cellular component: nucleus. Gene Ontology annotation, biological process: regulation of transcription by RNA polymerase II. The coding region runs from base 356 to 1135 and encodes 259 amino acids. The record is from RefSeq and is a predicted model, not a curated record.
AAAUACCUGCAUCUGAAACUGACUUUACUUUCCAGAGGUUACGGUGAAGAGGAGGUCUGAUCUGAAAGAAAAUGAUGAGGUUGCAGUUUCUGGCCUUACAUGUUUCCUUUUCUGAUAGAACCAACUUAGCCACCGUUGGAUCUCUCUUUUCCGAAACAUUUUGGUUCUAAUCGAACGGCUCAAAAUCAUUUAAAUGAAAAACAAAGGGAACUUGACAAAAAUAAGCUAUGUUAGGGCAUAUCCCACACCGAAAAAGGGAAAGCUGCUGAACAGGAAACCAAAAAGAAAAAACAAAAAAAAGAAGAGUUUUUCAUAGCUUCACAAAACUAACUCCUCAAGCUGAACAAAGAAGCAGAUGAAACCGACGCCUGGCGGCAGUAGCAGCUCUAGUGGCGGUGGCGCUGAAGGGAGUCGAGCUGGACUCGCCCGUUUCCGCUCAGCGCCAGCCACCUGGUUAGAAGCCCUUCUCGAGGAAGAAGAAGAGGACCCUUUGAAGCCUAGCCAGUGCUUGACUCAGCUACUAACUGGAAAUUCAUCCUCAACACCCACCAUUCGAAAUUCAUUGCUUUUUCCCAACUCAGCCGAUCCAUCUGGGUUGUUUGAGCCUUCUGGUUUCCAGAGGCAAAACAGUUCUCCAGCUGAUUUUCUUGGGAAUAAUCCUGCUGCUGCCUCUGAUGCCUACUUCUCUAACUUUGGGGUUGCUGCAAAUUAUGACUAUUUAUCGCCAACUAUGGAUGUUUCUCCCUCGAGUAAGAGGGCUAGCGAGCUUGAUACGCAAUUCCCACCAACAAAGUUCCAUUCUCAGUUGAAAGGAGAGCCAAGUGAUCAGAUUUCUGGUGGGAUAUCUAAUCUUAUAGAUGUAGAUAUGGAGAAACUUUUGGAGGAUUCAGUACCUUGCAGGGUCCGUGCGAAGCGAGGGUGUGCUACUCAUCCUCGAAGUAUUGCAGAAAGGGUUCGGAGAACACGGAUUAGCGAUCGCAUUAGAAAGCUUCAGGAGCUUGUCCCCAACAUGGAUAAGCAAACCAACACGGCGGACAUGCUGGAAGAAGCGGUGGAGUAUGUUAAAUAUCUUCAAAGGCAGAUUCAGGAACUCACAGAGCAUCAAAAGAGAUGCAAAUGCAAAGCUAAAGAUUGAUCGACUACCAAGAGCUUUUAGUGUAAACCGUCUCGCCUACAGUGAUAAAGUUGGGUGGUAGAUCCACACUGUAAUUACUAGAUUUACCACCUACGAUGUUGCAUUCUUCAGCAUGCAAUACCUAGAUGUGGCUGCUUCUGAAGCUAACUAUAGGCCUCAUAUCUGGACCUCUGCUUUGCUUUGCCUAGUACUGCUCCUGGAAGAUCAAUUGGUAUAGUUGUACUUGUACAAUAUUGACGUAGACUAUAAAUAUUUUUUUAUUAACUAUAUAGCUAUAAUAUAUAUAUAUAUAUACACACCAUUUUUAAUUAAGAUAUUUGUUUCUCCAUAAUUCAUAUUGUAUAUCUAGAUAAUUGUUAUUCAAUGAAAUUCUCUAUUUACAUUUUAAGAA